Manis pentadactyla (Chinese pangolin) is the source of this 2817-nucleotide messenger RNA. It is a transcript of the gene TEX38, whose product is annotated as testis expressed 38. NCBI's taxonomy places the organism in Eukaryota, Metazoa, Chordata, Mammalia, Pholidota, Manidae. The transcript has a single exon. The record is from RefSeq and is a predicted model, not a curated record. The coding region runs from base 836 to 1312 and encodes 158 amino acids.
UCUCCAGAGCUGUCAUCCAGGUAGCAAGAUCAGCCUUAUGGAUUUCCAAAAGGGGGACCUGAGCUUCCUGGGUGGUAAAUGCCCCUCCAAUCUCCGUCCUUUGCUUUGUGCCUUUAACUUGGGGGCAGACACUCAGGGAAAACCUUUUGCAUGGAUGUGGUGGUGGCUGCCUGCGGGCAGGAGCACUAAGCAGUUAGGAUAUGAUCUCCCUAGAAAACUAAGGAUUUUUUGAGGGUAGAGCCACGUCUCUCUGUCCAACCAGAGGUACUGUGUAUAUCUCAGGAUCAUCAGAGCUGAAGGUUAAGGGCUGUGGUCAGAUGGGAUGGGGCAUUGGUGUCCCUGUCAACUGGUAGACUUUUACUUCCUUGAUGAGCUUUUAGGGAGGCUUCUCAAUCUGAUGGAUUGGAUGGGUCCAGGGCUGGGAACCAGAGGCCUGACUGAACCUGGACAGGUCAUGCCUCCUCUAGACCUAGCUUUCCUUAUCCGUGAAGAGCUAAAGGUAGUCUCUUAAACUCCCUGGAAAUCUAGCUUUGGUUGAAUGAGAAGACUCUUGACAACAAGUCAAUGAGGGCAAAAGGAAGGAAUGGAGAGAGUGGGUAAGUGAAUGAAUGAUUGAUGGAUGAUGGGUCAAGGAGAGGAAUGAGAAAUAGUUCAGGCCCCAGGCCACAGUUAUCAGCCAGCUUGCCUCUUUUUCUUUCUUACUGCCUUAGCAUGGGUUUCACUGUACUUUGGAUUCCUGGGGCUGUGUUCUGUGGUGACCGGAAGCUGGAUUCUCUUUCUGCACUGGAGGAAAAACUUGCAUUGGGAAAAGCAUGCCAAGGAGUGGGUGGAGGCAAUGAGAGCCACCACAUUCACCUACAGUCCACUGUUGUACUGGAUUAACAAGUGCCGGUGCUGUGGCAUGAACGCAGCCAUCAACACAGGCCCUACCCCUGCUCUUAACAAGACUGAGGCUCAAGUCCAGAAUUCAGAUCCUCUGUUGGAGUUGGACAUCCCGGAGAGCAGAAGCUAUGCUGCCCAAGACAGCAGCCCCAAGGUGGAGACCCCUGUCCUUCUGCAACCUGCACUGCAGCUGGUCCCACAGCAGCCCUUACCUUCCCCUGUGCCAUGGUCCCAGACCAGUUCCCCACUCCCAAUUCCCAUCUUUCAGGAGGUGCCCUUUGCCAUCUCCCCAUGCAAUGUACCCCCAAUGCUGAGCCACUCAGUCUCUUACCCUUUGGCCACAUGUCCUGAAAGGAACAUCCACUUCCAUUCCCUCCCCACACUGGCCCUUGGGGACCACUGCUGCUAUGCCAAGCCUUUUGCUUCAUAACUGUAGCCUCCUCUCAGUAAGGGUGGGAGCUGGAAGUGUCAGGGGCAGAGCAGAAGUAGGUAACCUCAAGUAGGUGGUAUUGACAGAGGUCAGGGUCCACCUGGAUGUCACAUUAUGGAAGAUUAAAAAAAGUCCAAGGCUCCCUUGUGUCUCAUUUGUUGUGAGGAAGGCAAUGUCCUUCUCCUGUUUGAUGGAGGAACUUUGCAAACCAAUCUGAAGGUCACUGAGUCACAAUGGAACUGAAGGGUUGGCUGUGGGGAGACACUGAACCAGUACUUGGAAUAGGCUCAACAUCCCUCUUUUCAGUAUUUAAGACCAAAAAUGUGUGCCAGCCCUUGGGCUAGGUACCUAAAGGCACUGCUAUUCUGUUGAACAUUUAGCACAGCUGCCACAAGAGUGAUAGUUCAUGUGGGUGUGUGAGCUAUGGGCAGAGGCCAUAUGGCACAGAUGCCAUGUCGCAGGCAAACUAAGUCAUCAGGACACCCACUGAGUCACACUGCACUGGAGACUCUAAGUGUGGAGUUCUUAUGUGGUUGUCACCUUAUUAUUUCUUGAUAGCCACAAGAACAUUGCCAAAUGGACAUAACCCUUUUAUAGAUGAAGAGAGAUUCCAAGGCCAUUUGCCAUUUCAUUUUUAGGUUGCCUAGUUAGCUCUCAAAUUUACUCUGCUUGGCAUUAAAGUUCCUCAUCUUCCUACCACACAUGGUGGUGUCCCUUCUCUAAUGUCUUGUUAGAAAACAUGUGGCAAAUGAUUUUGUGUGCGUGUGUGUGUAAUUAACUUGGGCCGUGGAUUGGCUAAAAUGAUAUACAGAAAUGAAUCUACAGUUGUUUUUUUUUUUCAGAUCUUUUUCAAAGGGAUUCAUGACCUCACCAAAAGUUAAGAUCCACUACAUGGGAAUAUUAAUUUUUGUAUCUUUGGGAAAUGAUUCUAAAAAGAAAGACAAUAAUGGCUAUUUGGUCUCAAUUUAAAGAUAGCCCAGUUCUGCCCCAGGGUGUAAAUUUUUUUCACUUUAGGAAUGAGGAAAUCAUCUCACCAUAUUUGCAAAUGAGCUAAAUUUUAUGUAGUCUUCCCCGAGGGGAAAGGCCACCCACAUUGCAUGUGUUUUUUUUUUUUUUGUGUGUGUGUGUUUGUAAUUCCAGAAUCCAGCAAAUAUAUAGAGCUAAUUUUUCAUAUUUUUUUCUGUGUAUGAAAAAGUCCCAGUUCCUUUGUGAUUCUCUUGUAAUGGAUUUCCUGCCUUUUUUAAAGGCAGCGAAGUAUUUCUUAUAAACAUGCUCUUAUACUAAAUUGCAAAUAUACAAUAGGCCUAAGUGUAGCUUCUCUGGUUGUUACAGGGGAAGGAGGGUGGGGGAGGGCGUGUGUGUGGGUGUCACUCUGCCCCCUCCCAUCCUGCAGAUGCCAAAGAAGCUGUUUUUGCUGCUUUAGGCCAAAUUUUAUGGUUAAGGCAGACUGCUGAACAUUACUUUGCGCCUACCAUCUGUUAGUCCUUGCUUUCAAGAGGAGGAAG